AUGACACCUCUGUCAAGUCACCACACUGACAAGCUAAUUCAAAUGAAUGAAAUACCAUCAAAACCAUUGGAAACAGUAGCGGCAGAUUUAAAAGGACCAUUUCCAGAUGGAGAACAUCUAUUAGUAUUGCUUGACUACAGAUCCAGAUAUCCCAUUGUCAACCUUAUGAAACAUGGCACAUCGUCCAGCCAAAUCAUUAAAAAGUUAGGAAAAAAAUUCUCACUUUUCGGUUAUCCACAAACAAUGCUAACCGACAUUGGACCACAAUUUGCUUCAACAGAAUUUAAAGAGUUCUUGAAACAUCACAACAUCAAACACCGUCCAGUCACACCAUCUGAGGCUAACGGUGAGGUUAAAAGGUUUAACAGAACUCUUGGAAAAGUAAUCCGGUGCUCGAUAGCUGAUGGGAGAGAUUAG
Hydractinia symbiolongicarpus is the source of this 417-nucleotide messenger RNA. RefSeq lists its product as uncharacterized. Gene Ontology annotation, molecular function: nucleic acid binding. The record is from RefSeq and is a predicted model, not a curated record. The coding region runs from base 1 to 417 and encodes 138 amino acids. The transcript has a single exon. Lineage: Eukaryota; Metazoa; Cnidaria; Hydrozoa; Anthoathecata; Hydractiniidae. Gene Ontology annotation, biological process: DNA integration.